This is a messenger RNA of Chaetomium strumarium, 1004 nucleotides long. RefSeq lists its product as uncharacterized. The transcript has 2 exons. The record is from RefSeq and is a predicted model, not a curated record. Bases 238 to 801 code for a protein of 187 amino acids. NCBI's taxonomy places the organism in Eukaryota, Fungi, Ascomycota, Sordariomycetes, Sordariales, Chaetomiaceae.
GCGUUGGGUCCUGGGAAAACACACAUUUGGAUUCUUGGAUUGCGAGGAAAACGCGACAUUGAUUGCUUUUGAGAGAAGGUACUCCAUCCUAAGCUUGACAGGGAGACCGGUGGAAUGUGAUAAUCUAACAACCUCGCGCUUCCAAAACAGCCACCUCGUUUGACCCCUCCUUCAUUCGACUGCUCCCCGGGGUGUUGGGAACCCUCCGUCGUACCAAUCCCGACAGUAUCGCCGCACAUGUCUCUAUCAAUGUUUCCUAUCGGGGUGCUAUUCCGCGGCACUAGUUCCACAAUGCCGGGGACUUCGCUUGUAGCGGCAUCGAGAAUAUUGGGUUCGACCAGGUCGCAAGCCGAGGCGAUAACGACUCCCUCGAGUCUACGGCCAGGCUAUCUCCUGAGAAGAUCCUUUAGUACUCCGAGACCAGUAAAUGCGAAUCGCCAAACCUCGAGGUUCAAGCGGGCCGGCGCCUCGUCAGCAGGAACACCAACUGGCGCUGCGGGCGAGGGUGGUCAUGUUGGCUCCGUCACUUCCUCUCCUCUAGCCUCUGCUCCAGAGUCUCUUCCUAUCGCCAGUGCUAAGUCCGCAUCGCCCUUUCCAUAUCGGCGACUAUCUCCCCAGAAACCAAAACCUUCGGAUCCGUCGAGCAAGGAGUAUAAGCAAACCGAGAGGAAGGUUAUCUCGAUAAUCGUGGGGCUGCCGGUUCUGUUCGUCACGUCGUAUUAUCUCUAUGACAGACUGUCUCCAUUCCUUGCUCAGCGCUUAUCCGCUGCACAGCAACAACACCCAGAACAGCGCAGCUGAGAGAUGACCAGGCGUCGCCAGCUGAUUGAGACGAACCUGGAAGGAUGAAUCCCAAUCCCAGGCCGAAACUCAUAGAAUCACUGGUGUUAACGUCGUCAAGACAUGGUCUCUUGAAUGGAUCAGCUGGCAGCGUCGUUCGCUUGCUGAAUGCGCCGACGCUUCACUGCUGGUCGUGUACUCCUCGAUGCGUAAGACUGGGCUAG